GUAGGUGGGAGAUGACAGUGCGAGAUGAGAAUCGAUAAGAACGGAAAUAGUAGUAGCAUGAUCGUCAUCGAGGCGAGUCUGUUUCUGUUUCUCGUAGAUUCUUCACUGGGAACGUAGCAAGUCGUUUAUUCAUCUCGUCGAUGAAACACUUUUCAUCGUGUACAACGUUUUGCCGAGUCAAUUCAUACGCACUUUACAAAGGAAAUGGCAAUAACGACUCACGAUUGCGUUGGUCUCGCACGAAUCGAUCCUGUGGAUAAUCCAGUCGAUCUCUUCAGAAUGUGGCGCAACGAAGCGCUGAAAUUCCAAACUGGAUUGGUAGAUGUCUGUUGUCUAGCGACUGUGUCUCCCCCAAAUUUCAAAGUCAGCUCGAGGAAUUUAAUGUUACGAGAAUUCGACGAUAACGGUUUUGUCAUCAUGACAGAUGCACGCAGUCAGAAAGUGAAGGACAUGGAUUGUAAUUCAUAUACUGCUAUGUGCUUUUUGUGGAAUUAUAAGAACGAUGAACAACAUCAUGUUAUGCGACAGGCGAGGAUAGAGGGAUCGAUGAAAAAACUGGAAAGACCGGCCUGUCAACUUAUAUACGAGAGAGAGCCGUUGUACUGUAAAAUCCGUGCCCACUUAUGCCAUCAGGAUCAACCGGCUAACUGGGACGAGUUGAACCGUCGGUAUAAUGAGAUAUUAGAACAACUGGACGACAAAACGCACGAGGGAGAGGACUUACCAAUGCCGGAUCACGUCGUAGCUUAUAAAUUAUCACCCGAGAUGAUGGAAUUUUAUUACGCCCGGGACCAAUUAAUCGCCGAUCGAAUACAUUACAAAAAGAAUGAGAGCAAGGAUCGCUGGGAUUAUCAAAGAAUAACAGCGUAAUUUUGUAUUGUGUGUCUGUGUUCCCUCAAAUUAUUCUAUGUGUGGCGGAUCUAUGUAAUUUUUAUAAUCGCAUUUGUAAUGUUCCGAUUUAAUCUUUACUACAAUAUUUCUAAUUGCAAUAGAAAAGGUUUUAUUAAAAAGCAACAAAAA
Molecule: messenger RNA, 1020 nt
Organism: Vollenhovia emeryi
Lineage: Eukaryota; Metazoa; Arthropoda; Insecta; Hymenoptera; Formicidae
Product: pyridoxine-5'-phosphate oxidase-like
Exons: 6
Coding region: 205-870 (221 amino acids)
Biological process (GO): pyridoxal 5'-phosphate biosynthetic process; pyridoxine biosynthetic process
Molecular function (GO): pyridoxamine phosphate oxidase activity; FMN binding
Source: RefSeq, a predicted model, not a curated record